CUGAGCAAUUUCUCUGGCGAGAGGGGAGCACAAGGCGUAACAAUGCUGGGCUUUCUGGGGUCCGUGCUAGCGCUGUCUGCAACUCUUCCCCUUCUGAUAUUCCUGGUAGCUCCUUACAUCAGGAAGUUUAUUGCGGGAGGAAUGUGCAAAUCUACAGCGAAGCUGAAUGGAAAAGUCGUAGUGAUCACAGGGGCCAACACUGGCAUAGGGAAAGAAACAGCCAGAGACCUUGCAGGAAGAGGAGCUAGAGUCAUCCUUGCUUGUAGAGAUAUGGCAAAAGCAGAAGCAGCAGCCUGUGAAAUCAGGAGCACGACAGGAAAUGAACAAGUCAUUGCUAAGAAGUUAGAUUUGGCAGAUACAAAGUCUAUCCGAGAAUUUGCGGAGGAUUUCCUGAAAGAAGAGAAAGCGCUCCAUAUCCUCAUUAACAAUGCAGGGGUUAUGCUGUGCCCUUACUCCAAGACUGCCGAUGGCUUUGAGAUGCAUCUGGGAGUCAACCACCUUGGGCACUUUCUUUUAACAUUUCUUCUGAUAGAACGCCUGAAGCAGUCUUCACCGGCCCGCAUUGUGAACGUGUCCUCCCUGGCUCAUCACGGCGGGAGGAUUCGCUUCCAUGAUCUUCAGGGUGAGAAGUGCUACAAUCGGGGCUUGGCAUACUGUCACAGCAAGCUAGCCAAUAUCUUGUUUACCCGGGAGCUGGCCAGGCGACUGCAAGGUACUGGCGUGAUUGUAAAUGCCUUGCAUCCAGGCACAGUCUAUUCUGAACUGACCCGUCAUUUGUCUAUAGUGGAUACUUUACGGAAGUGUAUACCAUUCUUGUUGAAGACACCUGUAGAAGGUGCUCAGACCAGUGUGUAUUGUGCGGUGGCAGAGGAGCUGGAGUCAGUCAGUGGGCAGUACUUCAGUGACUGUAAACCAGCGUAUGUAUCACCUCAAGGACGCAAUGAUGAAACAGCAAAGCAGCUCUGGAAAGUCAGCUGUGAACUCUUAGGCAUCCUGUGGGACUGAAUUAUGGGUGAACAUUCCUACAGAAUUCUUUCCAGGAAAAACAGACCCUGGCCAAUCUAAAGGCCAGACAUCUUGUGUUUAUUUGAUACCAAUACAUUCAAAAUUUAAUUCAAGACCUUGGAGAGAUACAGUCGGGACUUCUUUCAUAUGUACAACACAACUGUUAAGAUGCACUUGUUUCUAAUAUGUGAACAGACAUCCUGAUCUUUUUUAACGUGUGUAUACAUGGAUGCUGAAAUUUAACCAAAAUGCAUGCAUACAUUAUGGUCAGUUCCCUCCAUUAGAAAACAAGGCCAGUAGCACAUUUGAAUCCUCCAUUUGUUGGACAAAUAAUUUUUCCCUACUUUAAGUGCUGCACAUGCUGUAACACAGCUGUUGCUACAGGAAAUAAGAUUUUGUGAAACACAAAAUUAUUAUGCAACACACAAACUUGUUUUCCAGGGUGUUGUGAUCUUGUUACAUAGAAGAUUGCUCCACUGGAGACAAGGGAAUUUCCUUCUAUGAAAAUCCGGCUGUAAAACUGCAUCUAUUUUGACUUGGAGCUUCUGUUUGCCAUGAGUACUGCACUUUUGUGGUACAU
This is a messenger RNA of Varanus komodoensis (Komodo dragon), 1585 nucleotides long. RefSeq names its product retinol dehydrogenase 12-like. Lineage: Eukaryota; Metazoa; Chordata; Lepidosauria; Squamata; Varanidae. The coding region runs from base 43 to 1005 and encodes 320 amino acids. The transcript has 7 exons. The record is from RefSeq and is a predicted model, not a curated record.